Molecule: messenger RNA, 1617 nt
Organism: Anoplophora glabripennis (Asian longhorned beetle)
Lineage: Eukaryota; Metazoa; Arthropoda; Insecta; Coleoptera; Cerambycidae
Product: dehydrogenase/reductase SDR family member 7
Exons: 7
Coding region: 351-1343 (330 amino acids)
Source: RefSeq, a predicted model, not a curated record
GCGUACGCUGGUAGAACUACAAAAUCACUUGAAAAAAUCGUGCAAACGAGACGAUGAUAAAUGGGUAGGGGCUCUAUAAAGAUUAGUUAUAAACGUGUAUUGAGUCCUCUGUGGUAAAGGCAAAAACAACUAACGUGAUAUUGAUAGAGAACUCGAUUCCUAAUUAAUGAAAAACAAAUAGUUUGAUUAGGAAAAGGAAAAAUGUUGCUCGGAAUGCAGUUGCAGCAGUGAUACUGAUAAGAAAGUUAAGAAAGAAGGCUAAUUUCAUGUAGUACAAAGUACAUACAUGUAGAACUGUUCAAAAGUAUCAAAAUUUAUGGGCUUAUUAGUAUAGAUUAGGCCGUAAUAAAAUGUUUUUUACUGUUGUUGGUGUAGGUUUUUGCAUUUAUACCGUCGUAUACACACUUUUAACAUUGUUUUGUGACUGUGAUCUACAACUAUUAUUUUAUGAAAAGUUUGGAAAAUCUCCAAGAAGAUUAAAGGGGAAGGUUGUUUUCAUAACUGGAGCUUCCAGUGGUAUAGGAGAAUAUGCAGCCUAUGCGUUAGCUAAAUAUGGUGUAAAAUUAGUUCUUGCUGCAAGACGAAAUGAUGAAUUACAAAGAGUUAAAAGACGCUGUAUUGAGAUUUCUAAAGGUCAACUCGACGAUAAAGAUGUGCUUGUAGUUCCAAUGGACAUGACCGAUUUUGUGUCACACAAAAAACAUUUUCAGCAUGCUGUAGGGCAUUUCGGGCAUGUUGAUAUUUUAAUAAAUAAUGCUGGAAGAUCACAGAGAGCAAUGUGGGAUAACAUUGAAUUAUCUGUUGACAAGCAAUUAUUCGAUUUGAAUGUUUUUGGAGUUGUUAACUUAAGUAGAGUUGCCUUAGAGCACUUUAACAAAAAGGGAAGUGGUCACAUCGCUGUAGUUUCGAGUUUGGCUGGAAUAAUGGGGGUACCUUAUUCAGGUAGUUAUACUGGUUCGAAACAUGCAAUUCAAGGUUAUUUUAAAGCUCUUGAUAUUGAAAAAACAAGAACCAACAUCCAUGUGACAACAUUAUGUCCAGGACCAACAUUUACGAAUUUCUUAGGUGAAAGUUUUACGGAAAAAGAAGGAGAGAAAUACAAUAUCGAUGUUCAACCUACAGAUAAACGAAUGACUGCAGAACGUUGUGGAGAUUUAAUUGCAGUAGCUUUAGUUAACAAAACGAGGGAAUCGUGGAUGGCAGUGUCGCCAAUUAUAUUUUUUACUUAUGUAUCAGUGUAUUGCCCCGUAAUCUCCUCCAUGGGUCUUAAAGUUCUAGGACCUGAAUUCCUUUUUAAACUACGAGACUCUAAAAAAGUUGAUGAGAUGAAAAGGAAAGAAUGAUAUAUCAUUGGCUAUGGUGAUGGUUGCCUUGGGUUUGCUGGUGUAGUUUCCUUACGAUUAUCAACUAUUUUAUAUGGACUUGGUUUUUCUCUUCAUUUCUAACGUAGUAUUCAUGCGUACCAUACACCUUAUUUUAUUUUCAUUUCUUUGCUUUUUAAUAAUGCUUGUUUAUCUAAUUCUACUCAUUCUUCUACAAUCUAACAUAAAAUAUCUUCAUGUAUUAGUUUAGAUCAAGGUUUAGAUCUUUCACUAACUGAUAAAUGGUUGCCUAACA